AUGAAUAGUGAAUACGAUUAUUUAUUUAAAUUAUUAUUAAUCGGUAAUUCCGGUGUUGGUAAAUCAUGUUUAUUGUUAAGAUUUUCUGAUGAUACAUAUUCAAAUGAUUAUAUUUCAACUAUUGGUGUUGAUUUUAAAAUUAAAACAGUUGAAUUAGAAGGUAAAACUGUUAAAUUACAAAUUUGGGAUACAGCAGGUCAAGAACGUUUUAGAACAAUUACCUCAUCAUAUUAUCGUGGAUCUCAUGGUAUUAUUAUUGUUUAUGAUAUUACAGAUCAAGAAUCAUUUAAUGGUGUUAAAAUGUGGUUACAAGAAAUUGAUCGUUAUGCAACUUCUACAGUUUUAAAAUUAUUAGUUGGUAAUAAAUGUGAUUUAACUGAUAAAAGAAUUGUUGAAUUUGAUAUUGCAAAAGAAUUUGCUGACGCAAAUAAUAUGCCAUUUUUAGAGACAAGUGCACUAGAUUCAACUAAUGUCGAAGAAGCAUUUUUAACAAUGGCAAAACAAAUUAAAGAAAGUAUGGCUAAACAAAAAUUAACUGAUGAUAGUAAUGGUAAUAAUAACAAUAAUUCAAAUAAAAAUGAUAAAGGUAAUGUUAAUUUAAAUGGUCAAAGUUUAACCAGUUCUUCAAGUGGUUGUUGUUAA
Maudiozyma saulgeensis is the source of this 642-nucleotide messenger RNA. Lineage: Eukaryota; Fungi; Ascomycota; Saccharomycetes; Saccharomycetales; Saccharomycetaceae. The record is from the annotation of a GenBank genome assembly.